GAAAAAUGUGUUCGACACGUGUGAACAAUGUGGAAUGUGGAAUUUGAGGUUAAUAAGAGUUAAGUUUUCAUUUAAGAACAUUUCUUCGCGAAAUGGGGCGUAUUCAACAUAAAGGGGUACUAAAUACUAAGAGCAAGAAAUCUAAAUCAAUACAGAAAACACGCAAGCAAUUGCGUAAAGAAAAAAGACAACAAAAGAAAAUAAGUAGAGCAAUGUAUUAUCAAAAGAAAAAAUCGAAAAAUCAGUCGGAACAAACGGAAAUAUCAAAGAUUAAUAAUGAUAAAUUGAUGAAGAUAAAAGAGAAAAAUAAUACUGAACAAGUACCAUCGACGCAGAAACGACAAAAGCCUAAAGAUGCGAAGGAAGAAAGAAUGCAAAAGAAUGUGAAAAAGCAAAGGGUGACACAACAAUUAAAACAGGCCAACUUAGACGAGGAUAAAGCGAUUAAACAGUUGGAAAAGCAACUGAAAUUAAAUAAACGAAAGAGUAAAUCUAUUCCAAAGUCUUUCGUAUCAGAUGGAUUAGAUUAUCUUUUGGAUUUCUGUAAUUCAGAAAAUAGGAGUCACAUUGUUGAAACUGAAAAGCAGUUGUUAGACACUGGAUUGAGUAAAGAAUUUGAAGAGGAUUUGAAUAUGGCUAUUGGUAAGGAUGAUAUUGAGGAUGGAAAUGAAAAACAUGAUGAGCAAGACAGUGUAGAUGAUAAUGAAGAUUCUGAACAAGAUUCAGAAAAUGAGAGUCUUUUAUCUAAUAAAAAUGUAAUUCAAGUUGAUAGUGGAGAAAUUUCUUCAGAAGAAACAAAUACAAUAAACAUUAAAUCUAAAAAGUAUGUAUCAAAUGAAAAAGAGGAGACAGUGAAUGAAGAAUCCAGUCACAGUAAUACAUCAGAACAAUCAGAUGGAGAAAUUUCUUCAGAGGAAAUAGAUACAAUAAACAUUAAAUCUAAAAAGUAUACAUCAAAUGAAGAAGAAGAGACAGUAAAUGAAGAAUCUAGUCACAAUAAUAUAUCAGAUGAUAACGAAGACUUAUGGGAAGAUAUUUAUGGAAGACAAAGAGACAAAAAAGGCAAUAUUAUAUUAAAAAAAUAUGUACCACCUGCUGUACGUAUUGCAAGUAAUAAUAUUUCUUCUGAUAGUGAAAAAAUUAGUAGGUUAAAGAAACAGAUGAAAGGUAUUUUAAAUAGAUUGGCAGAACAAAAUAUGCAUACCAUUGCAAAUCAGGUAGAAGAAAUGUACAUGUCAAACAGUCGUAAUUGUAUGAAUGUAUUGUUAUCCACACUAAUGAUGGAAAGUAUAGUUGCACCAAUAUUAACUCCAGAUCGACUUAUCUGUGAACAUAUGAUGUUAAUCGCUAUAUUACAUGCAAAUAUUGGUACAGAAGUUGGAGCACAUUUUUUACUGACUAUUGUAAAAAAGCUUCAUCACAUGUUGGAAGAAUCUCAUUGUAUUGAGAAUAAAGAAUUAGAUAAUAUAAUUCUUAUUAUUUCACAUCUGUAUAAUUUCAAGGUAUAUGGUCAUCGCCUUUUAUAUCAAAUAUUAGAAAAACUAGUGGCAAAAUUUACGGAAAAAGAAAUUGAACUGAUUUUAUUGAUUUUAAGGACAGUAGGUUUUCAAUUAAGGAAAGAUGAUCCAAUUGCUUUGAAAGAACUUAUAUUAAAUUUGCAACAAAAAGCAAAUAAUGCUACUUUGGAAAAUUCAAGAGUCAAAUUUAUGUUGGAUGUACUAUUGGCAAUAAAAAAUAAUAACAUGAGCAAAAUACCUCAAUAUGAUCCAUCUUGGAUAGAACACUUGAAGAAAAUACUAAAGAGUUUUAUCCAUAAGGGCAAUAGUGUUACACAAUUUAAUGUAACUUUAGAAGACUUAUUAGAAGCUGAUGAAAGAGGAAAAUGGUGGAUAGUAGGCUCAGCCUGGUCCGGUCUUAAGGAUAUUGGUAAAUUAGAAAAGAAUUUGGAAGACAAAAAACAAAAAUACAGUGAGGACAUAUUAGAGUUGGCACGAAAACAGAGAAUGAAUACUGAUGUUAGAAGAGAUAUCUUUUGCAUACUAAUGACAGCUGAAGAUUAUUUAGAUGCAUUUGAAAAAAUUCAUCAUCUUGGUUUGAAGAAUCAACAACAGAGGGAAAUCAUUUAUGUUAUCCUCAAUUGUUGUAUUCAAGAAAAGAAGUUCAAUCCUUAUUAUGCUGUAUUGGCACAAAGACUGUGUGAUUCUGACAGAAAAUAUCAGUUAACUAUACAAUAUGCAUUAUGGGAUAAGUUGAAGACGUUGGGUGAUUUGAAUACAAAACAGUUAACAAAUCUGGCAAAAUUCUUGACUCUUUUAUUCUUAGACAAAGGUCUUCCACUUUCCGUUUUAAAGGUGAUUCAAUUCAUGGAAUUAGACAAGUUAACCAUGAGGCUUGUACGGCAAAUCAUGUUGGGAAUAUUAUUACAUGAGAAUGAGGAGGCCUGUUUAGAAGUAUUUGGAAAGAUAUCUUUAUCCCCAAAGUUGCAAACUUUUAGGGAAAGUCUUAGAUUAUUUAUAAAUCAUUUUCUUGUAAAAAAUGUAUGUGCUGCUAAAAAUUUGCAAGAACAUAGUGAACUAUUAAAGAAACGGUCAGGAUUGAUAGAUAAACUUUUAAGUACACGAGAAUCAAAACUUAUAUUUUAA
Molecule: messenger RNA, 2642 nt
Organism: Atta colombica
Lineage: Eukaryota; Metazoa; Arthropoda; Insecta; Hymenoptera; Formicidae
Product: nucleolar MIF4G domain-containing protein 1
Exons: 9
Coding region: 93-2642 (849 amino acids)
Biological process (GO): ribosomal small subunit biogenesis
Cellular component (GO): nucleolus
Molecular function (GO): protein binding; RNA binding
Source: RefSeq, a predicted model, not a curated record